AUGGUGCAAAAAUUGUAUAUCAGAGUGAAUAAUUUACGUAAAUUGGGGAAAAUAUGGAUACAAAUUUCCCUGGCCGCGCUGAUUCUGAGUGCGCAUGUGCUUGUUGUGACAUCUCAGCAGCAAUCGCAGCAGCAGCAGCAGCAGCAGCAACAACAACAACCGAAGGAAUUACAACAGCAGCAAUCACCGACCAAUCUGCCAUUGCCGCAGAAACGAGGCGGUAACACAGAUUCCAGCAAGGACCACUGCAAUAAAACAGUCGAUAUCUACGAGGAUGUUGCAUCGCCGGAGGUGACGAAUCUCAACCGCAACAGACCGCUCACGUGCUGGUACCGAUUCCGGAGCUUCCGAGGGGCGCCCCGUGACUGGGUGCUGAGGUUGAAUUUCAAAAAGUUCAAAGUUGGAACGCUGCUCAAUGCGACUCACUGCGAUGGCGGCUAUUUACAGAUAGUGGACGGCAAUGCCAAAACCGAUGUAUCAAACCGGAGAGAGCCAGGACAGUUUUGCGGCGAGUCCGAACAACCGCAACAAUUCAUCAGUGAAACAAGUGCCGUCAAAAUCGUCUUUCAUACCGAUAAUUUUACCGAUCAAACAUAUUUUGCCUUCGACUCUCGAGCGGAACAGCAGAUGGAAGUAUUCAAUCGAUAUGGACCCCACCCGGAGUUAUACCCAAACCGUCGCGGUGAGGUGGUUCAAGGCUCUUACUGUGAACGGGAAUUCCGAGACUGUCGACUGCAGACCUGCUACGUACAAUCGCCGGCCUACCCUGGAAUCUAUCCGCGGGCGCUUAAGUGUCGCUACCGCCUGCACACCCGAUUGCCCUUCAUCAAGCUGUAUAUCCAGAAUGAACAGUUUGCCGUUGACGGUCAGAGGUGCGAGAAUAUCAUGACGUGUCCGAUGAAGGAAAUUGGCUCCGGUUCCGAGCAUUGUCCGUACGACUGGCUGGCAGUUUACGACGGUCGGGACGAACACGCUCCUCCGAUUGGAAAGUUCUGCGGAAUGGGCAAAUUUCCCUUCAGCAUUAUUGGCACAUCGCAGCAUAUGUACGUGGAGUUUGUAUCGUCACCCGCGGGCCCAUUGCUCAAUACGGGAUUCCAUUUCAACGUGGGGAACUGGCCCGGUCACGUGGAAACUGUCGGUACCAAGCACGGUGCCUGUGACUGGCUGCUGGGCUCCGAUGCGUUAAAAGCGACGAGCGCUUCGGAGGGCAUUUUCCUGAGUGUCGCGCACUGGUACCCACCGAACACGUCUUGCAGCUAUCACAUUCACGGCAACGAGGGAGAGAUAGUGCGUCUGUAUUUUCCCAGUUUCCGCAUCAACCGCAUCGAGGCUCCGAUAAUCAAGUUCGAAGAAGACUGCGCUGAGUCGCUCACUAUCUAUGACGCCAACCAUCCGGAUCCGGCCCGAAUCAUCAAAACGUUUUGCGAUACUUUUUCACGUCCGAUGGAAAAAAUCGACUUCGUGAGCACGAGUCGCUCGCUGUAUGUGAAAUUCCUAAGCAAAACCGGCUCGUACAGUGGAAGUUCGCUGUAUUAUUGGGCCCACUAUGACUUUUUCAAUAACACCAAGUAUGGCGAUCCGGUCCAGAAUACUCUCUGUGAUGAAGUGUUUUAUGCCUGGAAGUAUAGCAAAGGAGUGCUGGGCUCGCCGAGAAAUACUCUAAUUUAUAAGCGAGCCUCAGGAAGUGAUGUUCGCUGUCAGUAUAAAUUUGUCACCGAUCGCAGAUUAUUUUCUCGGGUGGUUGUUGAGGUUACCUCGGUUACCUUUAAAGAAGUUCCUUACUCAAUGAACGCCUGCACGCGGUGCCAUGAGGAGCGAGUGGACAAGUUGAUUCUAUGGGAAGAGAAAGACAAGAACCAAAAUCGAUUGGCAUGUUUCUGCGACAAUAUUCCACGCCCAGUGCGAGUUAUAUCGUCAGGGGACCAGAUGAAUUUGGAGUUGAUCAUACAAGGACAACAUGCUACAACGAGUUAUUUCAAAAACCCGCAAACGUUAUUUGAAGCUAACUAUGAAUUCGCUCAUGGUCCUAUUUGUGGCCCAAUAACUCUGGGACCAUCCCCGGAUGGAGAGCUUGUUUUCCCAUACAAAAACUCGUUGGGACUCCAGCUGACGGAAAACCGAAGAGAAAAGUGUAUCUGGGAGUUGAAAGUUGCAGCGCAAAGAGAUUUAUGGUUACAUUUGGACAAAGCUCGAUUUGCAGAGAGAAAUUGUGAACAUGGCCGAAUAGAGGUGUACCUGGCAGGAAGGCUAGAACCAAGGUUUAUUAUUUGUCCAGAAAAUGUAAGUUUGGCAAGAGAUCUUCCCAUUCUUUCUGCUGCCGAAUUAGGAGCUGUGGAGAAUGAGAACGAUCCUUUACCAGUGCUAAUUCAAUACACUGGAGAUAGUGCCAUCGGAAAGAAUGCAUUCAAAUUCGUUUGGACGGAACUAUUCCACUUGCCCAGAAACGCUGACGGAACGUUGGCAACUUCGUCCAUGUUUAAGGAUAGUUGUGAUUUCUACUGCCCCGGUGAUCAGCAUGUAUGCAUUCCCGAAUACUUGCUGUGUAACGGAUACCAAAACUGCCCGAAUGUGUCAGGACUCCGAGUUGUGGAGAGCAAUAUAGAUAAGAACUACGAGUACAUUGAAGAAAAUUAUAUCCGCACUGGAUUGUUCGACAAAGAAUUCCUCCUGAACAUCGAAUAUCUAACCGAUGAAGCACCGGAACUCUGUCGGACCAAGUACAUACCGAACAAUGGGGACUAUCCGGACAUAGUCGAAUGCUUCCAGUUUCCCGUCAUUCAGAUGGUUGUAGCUGGAGUCGUGCUCAGUACACUUAUUAUUCUGGCGUUCACCAUCUACUGCCGAUUGUAUGGACAAAAGUAUUACGACUGA
Molecule: messenger RNA, 2871 nt
Organism: Sabethes cyaneus
Lineage: Eukaryota; Metazoa; Arthropoda; Insecta; Diptera; Culicidae
Exons: 8
Coding region: 1-2871 (956 amino acids)
Cellular component (GO): plasma membrane
Source: RefSeq, a predicted model, not a curated record